Messenger RNA from Humulus lupulus (European hop), 1086 nucleotides. RefSeq names its product protein MOR1-like. Gene Ontology annotation, molecular function: microtubule plus-end binding; microtubule plus end polymerase activity. The transcript is spliced from 8 exons. Gene Ontology annotation, cellular component: kinetochore; centrosome; microtubule plus-end. NCBI's taxonomy places the organism in Eukaryota, Viridiplantae, Streptophyta, Magnoliopsida, Rosales, Cannabaceae. The coding region runs from base 380 to 850 and encodes 156 amino acids. Gene Ontology annotation, biological process: establishment or maintenance of microtubule cytoskeleton polarity; mitotic spindle organization; microtubule polymerization. The record is from RefSeq and is a predicted model, not a curated record.
GACUCUGAUGGUGGAGCUAAUUGUAGAUGAGCUUACUUAUAAUAAGGAUAUUUUCCACCCUUUUCUUCAGGUAUACGAUGAACCUAAAUGGAAGCUUGAAAUUGUUGUGCAGUACUUUUGGAAAUAUGUGGGAAAGAUGAUACAACAUUUAGUGGAGCAUUGAAGUGCUUUUUAGAUAUCACUGGCACAAAAAGCGUUGUUAAAAGAAUUGGGACUGAAGUAAUUCAGUUACUCUUAGUACAUGGAUUUCAGAUUGGGUGUAGCAGAGCAAAGUGGAGAGGUUACACGAUCUGUCUCUGGCCCAGUACUUCCAAGGUAUUAGAGGCUCAGCUUGACAGGAGCAUCAUCUAGAUCUUGUAAAUAUGUUCUCAACACCCUCAUGCAGACAUUUCAAAACAAGAGACUGGCUUAUGCUGUCAAGGAAAGCACUCUUGAUAGUCUAAUUACUGAGCUCCUUCUAUGGCUGUUGGAUGAGAGAGUUCCACAUAUGGAUGAUGGCAGCCAGCUUUUAAAAGCUUUGAAUGUUCUGAUGCUAAAGAUUCUGGAUAAUGCAUAUCGAACUUCAUCCUUUGUUGUUCUCAUCAAUCUCUUACGUCCAUUAGAUCCUUCAAGGUGGCCCUCACCUGCAUCAAAUGAGACAUUUGCUGUCAGAAAUCAGAAGUUCUCUGAUCUGGUUGUUAAAUGUUUGAUAAAACUUACAAAGGAAGGCAAUGUUGCCAACCAGAGGGAACAUCUAAUUCUUCUCCUUGCCAAUAUUCACAUUCAGAAAGCUAAUAAGCAGUCUGUCUUGAAGUUUUUGGUGGAUCCUACUCCAUUUUCUAGGAUCUUGCAGGCAAAGGACACCAAGUGAAUUAGAUAGAGAGGUUAAGAACUUGAGGGUGGCAUUUACUGACCUGUUUUUGAAGCAUAACACUUUCAAGAAACUGCAAAGCCAUCGAGAUAUUGAUGCAAAGAAUGGAAGAAUGUAUUUCACUAAUUUUUGUAUACAUUUCUUGUUUUGUAUUUGGUGAUAAAGGAAUUUGAAUUGGGCAUAAAUUAUGUUGUAAUAUGAUUUCUUAAGCCUAGACUAGUAGACUAAAUAUUGUA